GGAUAGGACGACCUUUAGCAAUAAGUAAUCAGAAGAAUGUGCGCAUAUCGAAAAGAGCAUUAGUGGCAAGGAAAACAGUGAAAAACCAAAACUCUUAGCUCAUAUGCCAGAAGUUAUUUCAACUCGUCGUCGAUGUGCUUAUUGUAGCACGAAAGAAGAAGAAGAAAAAAGAACAGAUGUGAUGUGUACUUUUUGUGGUGUUUGUUUAUGUGUGAAAAAUUGUUUUUCUUUGCAUCAUCAAAACUAUGUAUAUCAACAUUGAAAUUAUUAAAUAUACAGUCAUAUAAUCACAAUUCCUUUUAUGUAAUGUAACCAAAGGCUUCGUUGUAUUAUCUAGAUGCAUACUAGUAUGUUUUUGUAAGCUUAAAUUCAGUAAAAAAAAAGUCGGGGCAAAGGGUUAAACGAGAAUUAUUCCUCUGAUUCCAAUAUAUAUUUCUAUUGCUCCACUAUAAUUAUAAGUCAAAAAUAUUCUAGAAGUAAGAAAUGCUCUAUUGAAGAGAAAACGAAAAAGAUUCUAGCCAAAAAUAUAUUUUUUGAUCAUACGAAAUAGGGGUGUGACAUUUAAAUUUAACUGAAUUUUGAAACCGAGUAGAUAAACAUAGCUCUUGACUUGAUUGCUACUAUUUAAAGUCAAAUAUUUGAUAAAACUAUAGUCAUUCUUCUACGAAUUUUGUUAUGAAAUAUAUAUAGUUAUGAGCAUCCCGAUGUUUUUGAAGAAGAAAGGUGACGGAUCCUGCAUAAUCUGUAGAGAAAUUUUGACUUUAAAUGAAAAAUUAGUAUAUUUACUACUGUUAAUAUCACGUAUUUCCCUCGUAGCAAUUUAGAAUUAAAUUAACUUUUCACGAAAUUAAACAAAAAUAAACUGUAAAUUGACAUCCUCAAGAUAAGAAAAUAAUACAUUGCGUACGCAUAUGAUAAGCUCAUAUAUGUUCAUAGAAAAUAUAGACUCUCAAAAAAUACAAAGCAAAAUAUAGAACGAUUUUGAUGUAAGAAAAAAGAGCAUUAGAGAGAACUCUAUUAUGUUUCUAUAGAAUAAUCUUCCAGUAUAUAGAUUAUUCUGAGGAAUUUCUAGCAAAAAAAAGAAAGAAUGAUCUAUUCAAAGAAUUUUACUCGAUACCCGAGAGAGAGAAAGAUCUCAUCUGAUUCUUAUGCGUUUUCUCUUCUAGUUAAUAUUCCUGCUAAUGCUACGUGGACACAGAACGGAGUGACUAUUGCCGGAGGUCACGGACAAGGGGGUGCCACUAAUCAACUCCACUGGCCUCGUGGUCUCUUCGUUGAUGAUGAUCAAACAGUGGUUAUUGCUGAUCACGCGAAUCAUCGUAUCAUGCAAUGGAAAAACGGUGAUACAACGAAUGGACAAGUUGCUGCUGGUGGUAAAGGCUCAGGAAAUGGAUUACAUCAAUUGAAUCAGCCAACUGAUGUCUUAAUCGACAAAGAGACGGAUAGUAUCAUUAUUUGUGAUCAAGGGAAUCGACGAGUUGUACGAUGGUCUCGUCGUAGUGGUACAACACAAGGUGAAAUACUCAUCGACACCAUCGAUUGUUGGGGAUUAGCAAUGGAUGAGCAUAGAUAUAUCUACGUCUCUGACCGCGGAAAACAUGAAGUAAGACGAUAUCAAUUGGGUGAGAAGAAUGGUACUCUCGUAGCUGGUGGUAAUGGGCAAGGUAAUGGUCUCAAUCAACUCAACGUGCCGACAUCUCUCUUUGUCGAUCGACAACAGACUGUCUACGUAUCAGACCACAGCAAGCAUCGUGUAAUGAAAUGGAAUAAAGGUGCAAAAGAAGGUAUUGUGGUCGCUGGAGGACAAGGCCAAGGGAAUGCUCUUGCACAAUUGUCUUUGCCUAAUGGAAUCUUCGUUGAUACGUUGGGUACACUCUAUGUAGCAGACUCGGAGAAUCAUCGUGUGAUGCGUUGGACUCAAGGAGACAAGAAACAAGGCACUAUAAUUGUGGGUGGAAAUGGCGAAGGAGAAGGAGCAAACCAGUUCAACUGCCCCGUUAGUUUGUCUUUCGAUCGACAUGGUAAUCUCUAUGUCGCCGAUCGUAAUAAUAAUCGUGUUCAACGAUUUUCUAUCGAAUAA
Molecule: messenger RNA, 2080 nt
Organism: Rotaria socialis
Lineage: Eukaryota; Metazoa; Rotifera; Eurotatoria; Philodinida; Philodinidae
Source: the annotation of a GenBank genome assembly